Messenger RNA from Andrographis paniculata, 1557 nucleotides. Its product is annotated as vacuolar cation/proton exchanger 3-like. Bases 106 to 1386 code for a protein of 426 amino acids. Lineage: Eukaryota; Viridiplantae; Streptophyta; Magnoliopsida; Lamiales; Acanthaceae. Gene Ontology annotation, molecular function: calcium:proton antiporter activity. The record is from RefSeq and is a predicted model, not a curated record. The transcript is spliced from 10 exons. Gene Ontology annotation, biological process: calcium ion transmembrane transport; intracellular calcium ion homeostasis. Gene Ontology annotation, cellular component: plant-type vacuole membrane.
CAUCAAUCCAUUGCAUACAAUUCGAUAUCGUAUUCGCUUUCUGCAUCUGCAUGCACUGCUGAUCGAUCUACGUGUCGACACCACAGAAGGCCACGUGUAGUCGGUAUGGCGGCGAAUCAGGACUACGAGGCGGCGGCGGCGACGUGGCUUCUGGAGAGCGGCGGGAAGAAGGCGGUGGCGAUGAGGCGUACGGCCCACAACGUGUCGUCUUCUUCCCUGCGGAAGAAAUCGGAUCUGGCGUUGGUGUCCCGGAUCCGGGUCGGGUUUCUGAGGGCCUUUCUCGCUAAUCUUCAGGAGGUCCUUCUCGGGACCAAACUCUCCCCCCUCCUCCUCGCUGUCCCUUUCGCCAUUCUCGCUCACUACCGCCAUUACGGAAGAGCGUGGAUAUUUGGGCUGAGUCUGGUGGGACUGACGCCGCUGGCGGAGAGAGUUAGUUUUCUCACAGAGCAAAUUGCUUACUACACAGGGCCAACAGUGGGAGGACUCCUAAAUGCCACGUGCGGGAAUGCGACGGAGCUGAUAAUUGCGAUCCUGGCGCUGUGUCAGCGGAAAGUGGACCUCGUCAAAUACUCUCUUCUGGGCUCAAUUCUCUCGAACCUUCUCCUGGUUCUCGGGACCUCCCUUUUCUGCGGCGGCAUUGCCAAUUUGUAUAAACACCAGAAAUUCGACAGAAGACAAGCCGAUGUGAACUCGAUGCUGCUCUUACUAGGGCUGCUCUGUCACGUGCUGCCAUUGAUGCUUAAGUUUAGUGGUGCCAAUGUCCACGUGUCGACACUGGGGCUGUCGAGGGCUAGCUGCGUUCUAAUGCUCGUAGCCUAUAUUGCUUAUUUGCUGUUCCAGCUAUGGACUCAUCGCCAGCUGUUUGAAGCCCAAGAGGCUGAGGAAGACGACGAUGACGUGGCGGCGGCGGAAGAUGAAAGUCCGGUGAUCGGAUUCUGGGGAGGGUUUGUGUGGUUGGUUUUGAUGACGUGUGUCAUUGCCCUACUGUCGGAGUACGUUGUUGCAACUAUUGAAAGUGCUUCAGAUUCUUGGGGGCUGUCUGUAAGCUUCAUCAGUGUGAUUCUACUGCCAAUUGUUGGAAAUGCAGCUGAACAUGCUGGGGCAAUCAUCUUUGCUUUCAAGAACAAAUUGGAUAUAUCGUUGGGUGUGGCUCUAGGGUCAGCAACGCAGAUUGCUUUGUUUGUGGUUCCAUUGAGUGUGAUAGUGUCGUGGAUUAUAGGAGUGGAGAUGGAUCUUGAUUUGAGGGUGGUCGAAACAAGCUGUCUUGCUUUAUCAAUAAUCGUAACGGCCUUCGUGCUACAGGAUGGCACUUCUCAUUACCUCAAGGGGAUUGUUCUGCUGCUAUGCUACUUUGUUAUCGGGGCUUGCUUUUUCGUAUCUCCAUAAUUAAUUAAUUAAUUAAAUAAAUAAUUAUCAUAUAUCUGUCAACCUCAAUUAAUCAAUUGUUAUCAUUAAUUCAUGUGUUUUGGCCCAGGCCGUUCGGUUUGUAGAAACAUCAUCGAUCGAUAUCGCCAAUAUAUGAUGUCAUGAAUUAAUCAGUGAUUUCGUAUUGGAAUC